This is a messenger RNA of Penicillium cosmopolitanum, 1077 nucleotides long. RefSeq lists its product as uncharacterized. The record is from RefSeq and is a predicted model, not a curated record. NCBI's taxonomy places the organism in Eukaryota, Fungi, Ascomycota, Eurotiomycetes, Eurotiales, Aspergillaceae. The coding region runs from base 1 to 1077 and encodes 358 amino acids. The transcript has a single exon.
AUGCAUUGGAAAGGCCUGCGGCUGGUCGCCGAUAGUAGCUCCAAGCGCCAGAGCACUAUCGACCCUCAAGCCUACGCCCAACCCCAAAGUCGUCGCAGCGAGCAUCUCCCACGCCCCUCCCCGCCGACCACUGAGCCGCGAUACUCCGAGUCAACUCCGCGUCUCCCGGGUCUCUCUCCGCCGAACGAACAAGCCGAGUUUGAAAGUCCAUCCGAUGCUGCGAGGGGGCUCCAGAUCCCUGGCGAGCAGGGGGGUCAACCGCAUGGCCAUGGCCAUGCGGUAGACCGGUCCGACUUUGCCGGCUCCUCCUCUGCCGACACCUCCAGUAUGCGGAGGAAUCGCUUCAGCUUUAUGAGACUACGCCAUGCCUCCGAUCCUCAGCUUUCAAAAAGCUACACGAAAGCCCAGCAAGAAGCUCCACCAGUGCCUUCUCUACCACCUCCGAAGAUCAUCACCACUGCCCCGACGAGCAAUGAAUUAGAUCAACCGGUAAAACAUCGGAAUAAGUUCUCCUUCCGCCCAUCCUCUCGUAAACAAUCCAUGGAGGAUCUAUCACGAAGUUCGACGGAUCACCCGAGAUCAAAACAAACUCGCAAGAACCAGGGCUCGACCGACUCACAGAUCGGCGACUCGAGCCUUUCGACCUUCCAAACAACUUCCGAGACCCCCGGGCGACUCUCGACGAACUCCCUCCGAGGUGGCAGCCGGGACCAACCCGUCGAUUCUAAUCGAUCCUCUGCCGUGGACCCUCGAUUCUCUGAAUCUUCGCGGUCAGACCAGAGCUAUGGGGAUCAAGCACCCACAUAUCAGACCAACUCUCCUCGUGAAGGCCACGGUUCUACAUCUAGUGCCAAGCGAUUCCGCUUACCCCGUCUCAAGCGCAACAGGAGUCCCUUGUUCCCACUUCCCCCGAAACCAACCCCCAGCAGCCGCGCGCUGGACGCCGCCCCAAAGUUCUCCGCCGAUACUCCCAAGUCCGAUGGCUCGGUGGAUCACGACCAGGUCUCGCCUCUUCCCUCCCCCCUCACGUUCCUCUGUCGGACUAGCCUCCUCGGUCCCCCCGCAACUCUUCCGUAA